AUUUACUAAAUCAGAAAAUGAUGUUAUUUUAUAUAGAUCACGAUGUUGCAUCAUCUCUCUCUCUCUCUCUAUGUAUAAAUAUUUUGUUGAGUUCCCCCACUAUUUAUAUUUAUGCAGCCCCCUCUCCCUCCCCGUUCUCCACCCCCUCGUAAAAUGGACGGAAAACGGACCCCCAUUUUUCUCUUCCUCUUCCUUUCUCUCUCCUUCUCUCUCUCCUCCGCCAUUGCUCAACCCUACCAAACCUUCGCGCUCACCUCCCUCCCCCAACCGGAGACACAAGCUCUCUACCAAUCCGACCAACUCCAGACCCUACCAGUUUACCAAUCCGGUUUCGCACUCGAUCUACACCAUGUUGACAAUCUCUCCCCCGCGCAGGACUCGACGGCGGAAUCUCUCUUCAAACUACGCCUCCGCCGCGACGCGGUUAGGGCGAAAUCGCUCUCUGAACUGGCAUCGUCGGCCGCACAGACUAACAUCUCCGCUAGGAAUAGAGGCGCGCACGGCUUCAGCAGCUCGGUAAUCUCCGGACUCGCGCAGGGGAGCGGCGAGUACUUCACGCGCAUCGGCGUCGGAACGCCGGCAAGAUACGUGUACAUGGUGCUCGACACCGGCAGCGACGUCGUCUGGAUCCAGUGCUCUCCCUGCCGGAAAUGCUACCGGCAAUCGGAUCCGGUCUUCGAUCCGACGAAAUCGACGUCCUUCUCCGGAGUUUCCUGCGCCUCGCCGCUCUGCCGCCGCCUCGAUUCCCCCGGCUGCAGCAACCGGAAUAAGAAAUGCCUCUACCAGGUAUCGUACGGGGACGGCUCGUUCACAGUCGGCGACUUCUCGGUUGAAACGCUGACGUUUCGCAAGGCGAGAGUGAAGAACAUUGCGCUAGGCUGCGGCCACGACAACGAGGGGCUCUUCGUCGGCGCCGCGGGUUUGCUAGGUCUCGGCCGCGGGAAAUUGUCGUUUCCUACUCAAGCCGGCCGUCGCUUCGGUAAAAAAUUCUCCUACUGCUUGGUCGACAGAACGGCGUCGUCCAAGCCGUCUUCCAUGCUCUUCGGUGAGGCGGCGGUGCCGCGAACCGCCGUCUUCACUCCGCUAGUAACAAAUCCGAAGCUCGACACCUUCUACUAUGUUAAUUUGAACGGCAUCUCCGUCGGCGGCACGCGUGUCCCUGGCAUUACGGCGAAGCUCUUCAAAAUCGACGCCAGCGGCAACGGUGGCGUGAUUGUCGAUUCGGGGACGUCGGUGACCCGUCUAACCCGACCCGCUUAUGUUGCCCUAAGGAACGCGUUCCGGACCGGGGCUUCGAAUUUGAAGCGGGCGCCGGAUUUCUCUCUCUUCGAUACGUGCUUCGAUCUGUCCGGGAAGACUGAGGUGAAAGUGCCGACAGUCGUGCUGCAUUUCACCGGAGCGGACGUGUCAUUGCCGGCGGCGAACUACUUGAUUCCGGUGGACAGCGACGGAACUUUCUGCUUUGCGUUUGCGGGUACAACGAGCGGGUUAUCCAUAAUUGGCAACAUCCAGCAGCAGGGUUUCCGGGUCGUGUUCGAUUUGGCGGCUAAUCGGGUCGGGUUCGCCCCUACGGGUUGUAGCUAGGCAGUGUAGUGGAGUGGGGGUUUUAUAAUUUCGCUUUUAUUUAUAUUCAAAGAAGGGUAGUAUUUGCCUACUAAUUUCUAAAUUUAAUUUUGUUUCAGAAAUUUUUAUGAUGAAAUUGGAAAAGGGAACAACGGCACAUGUUGUCUUUUGAA
Salvia miltiorrhiza (redroot sage) is the source of this 1736-nucleotide messenger RNA. RefSeq names its product aspartyl protease family protein 2. The record is from RefSeq and is a predicted model, not a curated record. Gene Ontology annotation, biological process: proteolysis. Gene Ontology annotation, molecular function: aspartic-type endopeptidase activity. The coding region runs from base 112 to 1584 and encodes 490 amino acids. Lineage: Eukaryota; Viridiplantae; Streptophyta; Magnoliopsida; Lamiales; Lamiaceae. The transcript has a single exon.